UAUUGCUGAGUGUGGCGUAAAACUAAACUCACUCACACAUUUAAUUGAAUAUGACUUACAAGUAUUUUUUGAUAACACAGUGGCCCAGAGAGGCUUAGGUAGAUAAGUCAGUAUCCCUGUCAACCGUUGUGUUUUAAAAUUUAGAAGCAAUAUAGAUUAUGCAUGUACCAGGCUGCUAUAUGGCAUUGGGUACACCAUGGUUCUUAAUGACUUGUGUUUGUAUAUUGAAAUUUAACACUAAAACAAUACAUGUAAAGGUUAAAAUGUUGUUAUUCAUAUUUCACAUUCGACAGUAUCUAUUCAUGUCUGACAUUUACUGUUCGGAUAUUGUGGAUAAACUUAUCAAAUGUUUGCCAUGCAAACCAAUACCUGUGACGCGAUUUGUGCCUUAAAUGACAUUUAUCUUAUGUAUACAAUCACAUCGUGAGUGUUGCUUGGUGUUUAAGGAUUCAAGAUGUCAGAAGGUUUUUAUAUACACAAUCCAUAACACCAUGGCAGAACACCGGUUCCUGGAAGUACCAACUCUGUUAUACACAGAGACAAAUCUGUUUCCCAACAUGAAAUAUGGACACAACAAAAGAACAUUGGUAGUUUCGACCUUACCGUCUCUAGGAAUGCUUGAGAUGGACGUAGUGGACAACAGAAUUUCAAUUUCCGGACCUAUAGCCGACAUUCUUCAAAUUUUGGCAAAGACACUAAAUUUCAGCUACAUCAUCCGACCUCCGGCUGACAAACAAUGGGGCCUUGAGGUCGAUGGAGUAUGGAACGGCAUGGUAGGGCAAUUGCAGAGAAAAGAGGUUGAUUUGGUAGCCGCGGACCUAAGUGUUCACGAAGACAGGAUUGCUGUCAUGGACUUCAUCAUGCCCCCUAUAAUGUAUAGCUACGUGGAAGUGAUGUACAAGAAGGUUGACGACGAUGCCAAUCAGUGGCUACUGCUGGCUAAACCAUUUAAACUAGAAGUAUUUCUCCUUAUAUUUGCAUGUGGAAUACUGUUUUCAAUUCUCUACAGAAUCACUCAAAGUAGAUCCAACUUUGAAUUCUCAAAUUAUCGGUAUUGGUAUGAGAUGUUGUGGUUCACACUUUCAACAAUACUGAAGCAAGUGACAGAUAAGCCAAGUUGUGAGAAGAGACAGGAGCCGGUGUCUUACGGAAGUAAACUACUUCUGGGGUUCUGGCUGCUGUUCCUGAUUGUCAUUGUCUCCAUCUAUACGGCCAGUUUCGUAGCAGCAAUAUCGGUCAAGAAAGAGAAGCCGCCAUUUGCCAACCUGAUGGAACUGGUAGAGAGGGAGGACUACACUCUGGGAAUGCCCAUUGAAGGUGUCAACUAUGAUCUAUUCAAGACAUCUCCCAGGGAGGACGUACAAAAAGCCUGGAGAAGAAUGAAGAAAGAAAAUGAAACCAACCCUUUCAUAAUGUCCACCGAUUACGAUGCACAUGCCAGAAAGGUUGAGACAGGCAAACACGCUGCCUUUAUGUACACUAGCCAAAUUCAGAAAUAUCAGCAGGAAGACUGUAGACUGGCAACUCUACAAGACAAAGUCAGUUGGCAACAGAGCGCAUUCGGCAUCCCCUUGCAGUCACCACUGAAAGAUGACCUGGAGAAUGUAAUGUCCUUCCUUGUCCAGUCAGGAAUUAUUCAAAACAUCCUCAACAGACGGAAGUGGUCCUCAGGUCAUAAUAACACGUGUAUACAGGACAAAUCGGCCAAGGCAAUAGUGAUCAAAGAUUUACUGGGAUGCGUCGUCGUCGUUAGCGUAUGCCUUGGGCUCUCCUUGUUGGCUUUAAUUCUGGAGUUGCUGUUCAACAAACGAUUCCAUAAAUGUAAGCCUGCUUCUAUUCCAUCAACUACGAGAAUGUAAAGUUUCCCACGUAAAGUUUCCCAUUUACGUGGUUCAAGGUGCUUUCCACCACCAUGACAGAAAUGCAGCAAAGAAAUUAUUUAUUUGUUAUACUCGGUGAAACAAGUGACAUGUAUGCAUUUUAGUUUUCCUUGAAGUUCGUUCCGCUCUUGGAUGUGUGGGUCUACAUCUAACGAACUUUGCAACGACAAUAUCUCACCCAUAUCAUAAUAUCUUUUGCUACUAAUGUAUGUAUUACUGUUUCCGCGUUCGUUUGUUUGCAUUCUUACAAUUUUCAUAAAUAAAGGCUUAAUCAAGUUUAA
Molecule: messenger RNA, 2161 nt
Organism: Haliotis rubra (blacklip abalone)
Lineage: Eukaryota; Metazoa; Mollusca; Gastropoda; Lepetellida; Haliotidae
Product: glutamate receptor ionotropic, kainate glr-3-like
Exons: 7
Coding region: 393-1859 (488 amino acids)
Cellular component (GO): membrane
Molecular function (GO): glutamate-gated receptor activity
Source: RefSeq, a predicted model, not a curated record